GCCGUUGGGGGCGUGACGACGCAUCCGCUUUCCGGCAGCUACAGUUCACGUGCGGCAGCGGCGGAUCUUCUGCUAAGAGCUGCCAUGGCCGAGCCGGGGACUUUGAACCUCAAUAAUGAGGUUGUGAAGAUGAGAAAAGAAGUGAAGAGAAUCCGAGUUUUGGUUAUCCGAAAACUUGUCAGGAGUGUUGGCAGACUGAAGUCAAAAAAGGGUACCGAAGAUGCACUGUUAAAAAACCAAAGACGAGCACAACGAUUGCUCGAAGAAAUUCAUGCCAUGAAGGAGUUGAAACCUGAUGUAGUAACUAAAUCUGCUCUUGGUGAAGAUAUCAACUUUGAAAAAAUCUGCAAAAAGCCUGAUUCGACUGCUGCUGAAAGAGCAGUUGCUAGACUAGCAGUGCACCCUCUUCUGAAGAAAAAAAUUGAUGUGCUAAAAGCUGCUGUCAAAUCCUUUAAAGAUGCAAGACAAAAUGUUGUUGAAGUUAAGUCAUCAAACAGUGCUUCAGAAGAAAAUCAUUCCAAGGACACUUUGUGUUCAAAUGAUGAUGCCAGUAAGUUACAGCAUGAAGGAACUAUUAUCCAUGAACAAAAAGAGAAGGAAGCCAAAAUAUUGGCAAAGAAACCAAUAAAUAAUUCAAAAGAAAAAAUAGCCAAGAUGGAUCAUGGACCCAAAGCAAUGGACAUCCCAAAUUCUCUAUCAAAGCCUUCCGAAAAAGAUUCUGCAGCUCCCUCAGCAUCCCAGAAGACACCUUCUGACCCCAAAAUGAAAGCAUUAAGUAAAACCAAAAAAAUGAAAGAGUCCAGUAGCUCACUUGAUGUUGACAGUGAUGGAGAAGAAUUAUAUGAAGAACAGAAGGAAUAUUUUGAUGAUAGCACAGAAGAAAGGUUUUACAAACAGUCUUCCAUGUCUGAGGAUAGUGAUAGUGGUGAUGACUUCUUCAUUGGGAAAGUCAAACGGGCACGAAAGAAGGAAAGUAGUUGUCGUUUCUCAGAUAAGGAACAAAACCCCCCCAAAAAAUUGUUACUUGAAGAAGAUAAACUUGAAACCCAUCAAAAUUUACAAAAUGAUAAAAACAAGCCACGUACAGAGGCAAGGAGGUUUGAAUCAGUGUUUUUCCAGUCUUUAUCUGGAUCUAAAAGCCUUGAGAGAAAUCACAGAGAACAGGUUCCAAGAGGCAAAACUCUGGAUUUUCAGCACAUUGAACCUCAGAUCAAGAGUCAGUUUAAUAAGAAAGCACAAAGAGGAUUUGAAAAUACAAAACAGAAAUCACAGCUGCCUCUUCAUCCUUCAUGGGAAGCCAGCCGGCGGCGAAAAGAACAGCAAUCCAAAAUUGCUGUGUUUCAGGGGAAAAAAAUUACCUUUGAUGAUUGAACAGUACUAUAUUUUUGUCAACUUCUCUGUCUAAAUUUGAUUUUCUUCUUAUUUUUUAAACUAGCUCAUUAUUAAAAUAUAUAUUUAAGUAAGUCUCUGAAUGGGUUAUAGACAUGAGUUGGUUUUGUCUUUAUUUUUUUAAGUGUGUUCGUGUUACGUUUAAGCUUCUGUAGAUCAAGUACAUACUUAAUUUUGAAUAUGUCUUGACUGUUGUCCCUCUAUAAAAGAAUUUGGAGAUGAUAGCUAUCCCAGAUUUUCUCAUUUGGUUUUUUCAUGAAGUAUAUUUCACUAUGUCAGCUCUGUGUUUCUUUACUUUGAAAAUAAAUGUUGAGUGAUAUUUGAAAUAAUAAUGCAAAAAUAUGAGGAAAGUGUAGCUAUUUAAAACAGACUAUUUUUACUGGAAGUUACUCCUGUUAGCAAAACUAAGAUGAUAACUUUUAUUAUGGGUAUACAGAUAAUAAGGUAUAUAAGUAAAUAUUAGUUUUUAUUAUAGUUUUAAUUAUUUGUGAUUUUUUAGUUUUUGACUGUUUAAAAUAGUUUCAGGGAAAUUUUUGGAUUUUACGUUUAGUCAUUUGGGCAGCAUUCAUGUUCAAAUGUUGCAACCAACCAAAAAAAUGGUUUUACUGCAUAUAAAAUUUCUGUCAAAUCAUAAA
Capra hircus (goat) is the source of this 2024-nucleotide messenger RNA. RefSeq names its product serum response factor binding protein 1 (gene SRFBP1). Gene Ontology annotation, cellular component: nucleus; 90S preribosome. The transcript is spliced from 8 exons. Bases 85 to 1371 code for a protein of 428 amino acids. Gene Ontology annotation, biological process: maturation of SSU-rRNA. Lineage: Eukaryota; Metazoa; Chordata; Mammalia; Artiodactyla; Bovidae. The record is from RefSeq and is a predicted model, not a curated record.